AUGGUGGCGUUGGUACCUUUUGUGGUUCCCAUCGUGGGUGACAAAACAUUGCUGGUGUGGGAGCUGAGCUCUGGACCCACGGCCGAGGCCUUGCAACAUUCUCUGUUCACAGUCUUCUCCCAGUUUCGCCUUCUGUAUUCGGUCCGAGUCUUCCCAAACGCAGCAGUGGCCGGUCCUGGGUUCUAUGCCAUCAUCAAGUUUUAUUCAGCAAGGGAUGCCCACAGAGCCCAAAAGGCAUGCGACCAGAAGCAGCUUUUUCAGACAUCUCCAGUGAAGAAUUCUCAAUCGUAA
This is a messenger RNA of Eubalaena glacialis (North Atlantic right whale), 291 nucleotides long. Its product is annotated as RAD52 motif-containing protein 1-like. Bases 1 to 291 code for a protein of 96 amino acids. The record is from RefSeq and is a predicted model, not a curated record. Gene Ontology annotation, molecular function: RNA binding. NCBI's taxonomy places the organism in Eukaryota, Metazoa, Chordata, Mammalia, Artiodactyla, Balaenidae. The transcript has 2 exons. Gene Ontology annotation, cellular component: nucleolus.